AGAAAAUUCAAGAAGGUUUGCUCAUUACAAAACAAAGAGAAAGAGAGUGUGAGAGAGACACGAGAGGAGGUUGAAGGAACAAAGCUUGUGUGUGAGUGUGACCUUCCCUGAAUCAGAGAAAUGGCUAGGAACGCUGAUUACCUUCGGUGCUUACAAGAACGCAAGAAUGAAGGCUUCUUUAAGGCUGUUCGGAGUAUAGAUGUUGCUUCCGAAAACAUGCGAGCACUUCCUCAUGACUUCGUGAGAAGCUUCUCCGACAAAGAGCUCUCAUGUAAGAUGAAGAUAAGAACACAGUGGGGACGCUCUUGGGAAGUAGCAAUUUCCAAAAACCCAAGAUUCUACUUCAUGGAGAAGUCUGGUUGGGAGAAGUUUGUGAAGGACAAUGCCUUGGGACACAGUGAGUUUCUUACAUUCACUCACAAAGGGAACAUGAGUUUCACUGUCAGCAUCUUCAAACAAAACGGCAAGGAGAUGCUCCAACCUUCACAGUCCAGAGCAUCCUUGGCUUCUUCUAGUCGGAUUAAAACAGAACAAAGAAGAGGUAGUGUCUACAAUGAUGUCAAGAAGGACAAGGUGGUGUCUCCUGAGUUGAGUAAUCGUGGCGCAACAAGGGAAGCUGAAUCAAAUGGAGGAGAAAAGUACAAAAGGAAGCUCAGCUUUAGGAAGAAGAAACCUGAGGAAACCCAAAACUCCAAGAGAAGUGAGAAAGUGGUUAGGGCCAGGAGGGAUUCUGCAGCUUCCUCUUCGUCUUCGGUUCCAGAAUUCACCAUCUUAUUCAAGAAAGCAUAUCUCAUAUUCCUGAGGAUCCCGGUUUCUUUUGCAAAGGAUCAUAUGUCGGAGGAGAAGACAAUGUUCAAGAUCCAUCACCCAGAUGGGAAGAAAUCCUGGAAUGUGGUUUAUCUAGUGAGGUUUAGAGCUUUCUCUGGUGGAUGGCGCUCUCUGGUUAAAGAGUAUCCCAUUGAUAUUGGGGAUACUUGCAAAUUCACACUCAUCGAACCAAACGAGCUGCUUCUCGUUGUCUUUAAACCCUAAGAGGAGACUCACUGAUGAUGGAUGAAUCUAUGUGAGGGGUGGUGUCUUGGAGAAGAGGCUACUGAUCAGUACUUAGUAAAAGAAACUUUUGUCUUUAUGAGUGUUGUCUUAAGUGUUGUGUUUUGACUUUUGAGACAGUUCUGAGUCAGUUGGUUGGUAUUGAACUUAUCUUAUGUGA
Messenger RNA from Camelina sativa (false flax), 1210 nucleotides. RefSeq names its product B3 domain-containing protein At2g16210-like. NCBI's taxonomy places the organism in Eukaryota, Viridiplantae, Streptophyta, Magnoliopsida, Brassicales, Brassicaceae. Gene Ontology annotation, molecular function: DNA binding. The record is from RefSeq and is a predicted model, not a curated record.